Tetrahymena thermophila SB210 is the source of this 1386-nucleotide messenger RNA. RefSeq lists its product as hypothetical. The record is from RefSeq and is a predicted model, not a curated record. NCBI's taxonomy places the organism in Eukaryota, Ciliophora, Oligohymenophorea, Hymenostomatida, Tetrahymenidae. The transcript has 9 exons.
AUGAUUUUUAAGAAAUUGGAAUAAAAAUCUUUGAACAGAAUACUCUCAAUUAAGAGUAUAUCUGAAUUUUCUGAUGCUUCUACUAUGCCAAAGAUAAUUUCAUGCAAAAAGUUAGAUGAUGCUGACUCUGAUGCCGCUACUACUUUAUUUAACAUCGACAGUAUAAGUCCUGUUUAGAAACCUAAAACUCUUUCUACUAUUAUUCCUAUAUAAAGUAAAAUUUCCAAGUAAACAUACACAAAUCUUGAAAACUUGUAAACAAAUUCACCCAUAUAAUAAGACACAGAAGGCCUAAAUUUAUAAUUAAAAGUUGUAUAAAAUGCUCUAGUCAUUAAAGUCUGUUUAUAAUAACCAUUCAAGAACCAGAACCAAAAUCAAAAAUUCUAAUAUGAAGGUGAAUAAAAUAAAAUUGAUGAAAUCUGCUUGUCUGAAAUUGAGCGCAUUUCAACUAUUCAAAUUCAAUUCUAAAAAAUGAUGAUAUCUGAAGAUCAUUUAAUUAUGCAAGAAAUAAAAUAAAUUAUGGAUUACUUUAUUGGUAUAACUAAAAUAUCUCUUGACUUAAGCUAUUGUUCAUUUGAAAGCCCAAACGUAACCUCAAGCAUAUCUAGGAUAAUGAAGGAUAUGGCAUUUAUUAAUGAUAUCGAAUUAAACUUUACAGGAUGUGCUAUAAAAGAUCAGUUUAUGAUUUCUUUAAUUACAGAAUUAAAGCAUUUGAAUCUAACUAACCUUAAGAGAGUUUCUUUACUCUUAAACUAAAACAAAAUUGAGAUUGAAUGCAUGCUUUUUUUAAGUAAUCUAUUUGAAGAUAUGACCAAUUUAAAUCAUUUGAAGUUGGAACUUUAAAAUUGUGGAAUAAAUAACAAAAUGUUAUCAAUACUUUCAUAUCAUGUUAGCUAAUUAAAAAAAUUGAAAUCUCUUCAUCUCAAUUACGAAAACAAUUAAAUUUCAGAUGAUGGAAUUUACUAAAUGUGCGAAAAUUUAUUUGUUGAUGAUUUUAAGCUUGAUGAGCUCUCCUUCAAUUUUAACUAAAAUAAAAUUACAAACAAGAGUGCUCAUUAUCUUUCUUGCCUUUUAAAAUCAUAGAAGAAUCUCCAAAAGCUCUCUUUUGCUUUAAGAAACUAUAAAUUGAAAUCAUCUGACUUUGUAAAUCUUGGAAAGAGUCUAAUCAAAAUGUUUGAAUUAAAAGAGCUAGAACUUGACUUUUCAUUCAACGAAUUAGAUGAUGAAUUUUCUCUGAUGCUAGAAACCUCCUUCAAAUCAUUGCGCGUACUAAAUAAACUCAAAGUUGACUUAUCAAAUAAUUAAUUAUUCAAGAAGGGAGCUUAAUUCUUAGAUUAACUCUUUAAGUCAGAUACCAUGGAAACAUUAGAAAUAAAUUUAAGGUGA